This is a messenger RNA of Orycteropus afer afer, 1206 nucleotides long. RefSeq names its product putative keratin-87 protein. Gene Ontology annotation, cellular component: keratin filament. Gene Ontology annotation, biological process: intermediate filament organization; keratinization. NCBI's taxonomy places the organism in Eukaryota, Metazoa, Chordata, Mammalia, Tubulidentata, Orycteropodidae. The record is from RefSeq and is a predicted model, not a curated record. Gene Ontology annotation, molecular function: structural constituent of skin epidermis.
AUGACCCAGCCCUCCGCGGGGAUCCCGGGCAGAGUCCCGCCGGAGGGGAGUGGCGGUCCUGCCCUCCGGGGUCCGCAGCCCACAGCGCGCAGAGCUUACCCCGAGCUUCGCCACCCCAUUAAGCGCGGGCAGGAGGUGCGCUUCCUGGAGCAGCAGAACAAGCUGCUGGAGACCAAGUGGCAGUUCUUCCAGAACCGCAAGUGCUGCGAGAGCAACCUGGAGCCCCUGUUCGAGGGCUACAUUGAGACACUGAGGCGGGAGGCUGAGUGCGUGGAAGCCGACAGUGGGCGGCUGGCCGCAGAGCUCAACCACGUGGAGGAGGUACUGGAGGGCUACAAGAAGAAGUAUGAAGAAGAAGUGGUACUAAGGGCUACUGCUGAAAAUGAAUUUGUGGCCCUGAAGAAGGACGUGGACUGCGCCUACCUCCAAAAGUCUGACCUGGAAGCCAACGUAGACACCCUGACCCAGGAGAACUUCCUGUGGUGACUGUAUGAGGAGGAGGUCCGUGUUCUCCACUCCCACAUCUCAGACACCUCCAUCAUUGUCCAGAUGGACAACAGCCGGGACCUGAACAUGGACAGCAUCGUUGCUGAGAUCAAGGCUCAGUACGAUGAUAUCGCCAGCUGCAGCUGUGCUGAGGCUGAGUCCUGGUACCACAGCAAGUGCGAGGAGAUGAAGGCCACGGUGAUCCGGCACGGGGACACCCUGCGCCGCACCAAGGAGGAGAUCAGUGAGCUGAACCGCAUGAUCCAGAGGCUGACGGCUGAGGUGGAGAAUGCCAAGUGCCAGAAUUCCAAGCUGGAGGCUGCAGUGACCCAGUCUGAGCAGCAGAGUGAGACAGCUCUCAGCGACGCCAAGUGCAAGCUGGCCGGGCUGGAGGAGGCCCUGCAGAAGGCCAAGCAGGACAUGGCCUGCCUGCUCAAGGAGUACCAGGAGGUGAUGAACCCCAAGCUGGGGCUGGACAUCGAGAUCGCCACCUACAGGCGCCUGCUGGAGGGCGAGGAGCACAGGUUGUGUGAGGACAUCAGUGCUGUGAAUGUUUGUGUCAGCAGCUCCCGAGGCAGGGUUGUCUGCAUGUCUGGCUCCCGGCCUGUGACGGGCAGCGCCUGCAGCGCCCCCUGCAGUGGGAACCUGGCGGUGAGCACCAGAACAUGCACCCCCUGUACGCCUUGCGGACAGAGCUGUGGUUCCGUUAGGUUUGCAUAG